Messenger RNA from Salvia hispanica, 1266 nucleotides. NCBI's taxonomy places the organism in Eukaryota, Viridiplantae, Streptophyta, Magnoliopsida, Lamiales, Lamiaceae. The record is from RefSeq and is a predicted model, not a curated record.
AUGGUUGGGCAGUUUACCUCAACUAGAGGAACUCUUGGCAACAUCCCGUGUGAAAUUGGGAGACUGGAGGUGCUUAGAAAGUUGUACUUAGGGUACAAUAAUGGAGGAGUUCCAACAGAAUUUGGAAAUCUUUCAAGACUAGAGAUAUUAAGCAUUAACAGUGCAUCUCUAACCGGAGAUAUUCCAUCUUCAGUCUUCAAUAUUUCUUCCUUGACAAUCCUGACAUUAUCUGCCAAUAGUUUGUCAGGAAGUAUCCCAUCUUUCCAAAAUCUACCAAAGCUUGAGAAGUUAUAUCUUGAUAUUAACAAAUUGACAGAAAAAGUAGAACUCUCUGCUGAUAUAUCACCACCAACUACUGAAUACAGAAGAGUUUCUUACAUAGAACUUGAACAAGGAACAAGUUCAUUUAGUGAAACCAAACUACUUGGAAGAGGUAGCUUUGGUUCUGUAUUCGAAGCAACACUUUCUGAUGGGUUGAAAGUUGCUGUAAAAGUGUUCAACAUGGAACUGCAAGGAGCAACAAGGAGCUUUGAGGCUGAAACUACUAUACUGAGUAGCAUUCGGCACAGAAACUUAGUUCGCAUUGUUGGAUGUUGUUGUAACAAAGAGUUUAAAGCAUUGAUUAUGACAUACGUGCCAAAUGGAAGCUUGGAUAAAUGGUUACAUUCCAACAUGUAUGGUUUGGAUCUUAUACAGAGAUUGAAGAUAGCAAUAGAUGUUGCAGCAGCCUUGGAAUAUCUUCACCAUGGCCAUAAAUUCCCAGUUGUCCAUUGUGAUAUAAAGCCAAGCAAUGUGUUGCUCGAUCAAGAUAUGACUGCUCAUGUUGCUGAUUUUGGUAUUUCCAAGCUUUUCGAUGGAGGAGAAAUGUUCAUCCAAACACAAACAGUGGGAACCAUCGGUUACGCAGGACCAGAGUUGGGAAUCGAAGGAAAAGUAUCAACAAAUGGGGACGUAUUCAGUUUUGGAAUAUUGCUGCUAGAGAUGUUCACUGGUAAAAGGCCAACAGACGAUAUAUUUGGUGAAGAAAGGAGCUUAAAAUGGUGGGUAAGUGAAGCUAUAGAGAAGAAUACAGCAACUGAAUUGGUGGCGCCUGCUCUAUUAUCAUGUGAAGAUCAACAUUACUCUCCAAAGGUGAAAUGCAUGAUAUCAGUGUUUGAAUUGGCAAUGAAAUGUUUAGCUGAUUCAGCCGAUGAAAGAAUCAACUUGAUUGAAGCAGCAACUGCUUUGCACAUGAUCUAUGCUACAAUUGUGGCAGGUACAUUUUAG